Molecule: messenger RNA, 2940 nt
Organism: Ustilaginoidea virens
Lineage: Eukaryota; Fungi; Ascomycota; Sordariomycetes; Hypocreales; Clavicipitaceae
Exons: 2
Coding region: 1-2940 (979 amino acids)
Source: RefSeq, a predicted model, not a curated record
AUGGCGAUCAGAGCCGGAUGCGCAAUGGGCAGCAUUGUCGCCUUUGAAGGAACGCCCGACGUUGUGUUGACGCAGCUUCGUUUGCUACCUCCCUCACCAUAUACUCUGAUCCUGCCUAGCAUCAUGCCAUACAUUAAACCGAGAGACGGAGCUCGCUGUUUCGAUGCCCGUGAUUUCAUCCGGCAAGUUCACCUGGCUUUCCAAGCACGUAACCAGGCUGCCCGCGAUUUUCUAGAUGGCUCAACAGCGGACCGCAAGCGAUUGGUUUUUCUCAAUGGAGGCACCCUAGGAGCUCAAGCGCUUUGCGUAAAGAAGAUUAUGGAGUAUGAGACCCAAGGCGACCAGGCCCAAGCGGAAUACAUCUUCCAACAGAUAGCCAAAGACGGACUGGCUGGGCCGGACGAGAACGAUACGCCCUUCCCUGGCAUGCUGAACCGAAGCGCAUCUGAUGACUCGGAUUAUCCGUCGUACGGCCAUGUCUUGGAGGAAGACCCCAUCACAAAAGCUAUGCGGGCAGCUGAUGCCCUGGACCGUCAAACGGCAAAUCUGCAGCCUUCAGGCGACCUUAACUUCACAAUGCCAUCUCGGAAGCGUAGCUCAAGUCUGCCCGUGUAUGGAUAUUGCGACGAUUUUGACGACUCAUCAACGCCCUAUUACGUAUUCGGUGCUCCACCAAACCAGGAAGAUGGUACUGCUGAAGUUUUCCCCGACAGCCUGCGUGCUACCCCGAACCAAAGGCUCAGUGUCAUGCAGCCCACGCCGGAAUCUCCAGACACGACACAGCCUAGAUCAGACCUUCCGUCGCCGAGCAUCUAUUCUACUAGCGGUGUAGGAGAAUCUCACGACCCCAACGCGCAUGGUCGUCAGUUGACUACGUCAGUCGCUCCUUCUCCGGCGUCGGAAACCUCCAGUAUGUCGUUUUCGGAACACGUUGUGUUUGGCGAAGCUUCCGUGCUGGACAUGCGACGGAUGUCGAAACGAAACUCGCUCUUCAGGGCAAAAUCACUUGACAGAAAGUAUUCUGCUGACCCCAGGGUUCGACAUUUUGGUAUGCCGACCGAGUCGUGGCUGGAUGAAUCAGACACUCCCAGAAUUUCGCAACACACCCUACCUACAACUUUGCCUUCACAGAUGCAAAAUGCACAAUGGCUCCAGACUGUUGUCGAUAAACCGCGAACCGUGGUGGUGAAAGCACAGAAACGUCCUGACGAGAUGGAGCCGGUUCUCGGGUGGGAAGAAUGGAGGGCCUCCAACUCUGUUGGAAAGGUCGAGUCGAGAUAUGUUGACCGAUGCACAAAUACUCGGUACAGUUUCGCCACGACUCCGGUGUUUGAGCCGAUUCUGAGCCCGGUAGAAGAUUUGAUUGUUUUUUUCAAGGAUGAUGCACAAGAUUUCCCGCUCGAAUCAGCCAUCAGCACGUUCAGAAACCGCCGUUAUCCUGUCUUGUCCUAUUCGCCUGCUCCAUCCGAUGUCGAAAAUAUGGCCGAAUCUCUGCCUGGCACUCCCACCCCGUUGUCGCCUACGGCAGCGGACCCAUUGAGUAUCAAUAUCAAAUCGCCCGACGCUGCGUUGCCCAGCUUGGACGACUGUGACCCUUUUGCCUACGCACCGUCAAAGUGUCAAGGCCCCAAAGUUGCAGAGCUUGCUGCCGCAGUGGCACUGGCCCGACGGCCGACUCCUUCUCAAGCAUCUGUCCCGACAAUAUCCACAUUCCAUGAGCAGAGGGUCCAUGAAUUCAGCAUCAGUUGCAGCCAAACGGCGGUAUCGAUACAAAACUCUCUGCGGGCCGUUCUAGGCGAGCAUUUCCCGCCCGAUACGGCAGGCUACGGACCGUUGCAGUUCUCUCCUCUUCCGGAGUUUGAUGGCCUCUGGAAACCCAUCCUCAGAGAUAAGGAGCCAAACAGAUGGCAGAAGGACGACGGCAGCCGCACUCAAAUCCUGGCCAUUGGCCCACAAAGAGGCGUCGAGAAGAAAUAUUCGCUGGCGAUGAUUGGGAGGCUGGAAGAGGUUGGCAGGAAAUCAUGCGAGGUUUCUAAAACCGAUCGUGUGGAUUUCAGGUAUCUUCUUGCCAAGGCGAUGCAGGAGUUUACUGCACGACGACUGGCCGACCAGACGGAUAAUCCAUUCACCAACUCAAACCUGCUGGCGACGCUGCUCAUUCCACCUCUAGAGACUUACCUUGACUUGCAUUCAGAAGUUCAAUAUCUGUUGCUGACAUACCCACCAGAGCACUUAUCGACCGUGUUGGCCCUGCAGAAUCUUGUGGGCGUUGAUGUGUUGAAGGUAGCCCAGAUUGUUGAGUCAAUUAGGGAAGACGACUUGACCUUAACCCACACUAGGCGGCGGGGAUCAAUCGAUAAGAAGUCGGACAGCAAGCCGGCUCAACCCUUGCUCUUGUCCAGGUCGUCGUCGACGUAUAUUUCCCCAUCCCAAGAAAACUACUGGUUGACUUGUAGUGCCUCGGAGGAGGACAUUGCCACUUUCGUCUCCAGAGUGUGGAACAUAGACACGGAACAAGACGAGUCUUCGCUGCCCUCUGAGCAAGCAGCAGAAAAGCCCAGAAAGAAGCGGCCACCGCCUCUGAGCCUGGAAAAAGAAGACGUCAAGGAGACUUCGGUGUUGGUGCUUCAGAGCCCCCUGUCGUCGACUAGGAUGCUGGUGCCGCCUCCGGAGCCUGAAUCGUCUGCUCUUCCUGUGCGCGCUCUGUCCAUUGCGGACAGUAUCGAGACGAGCAAAAUGUUGAAGAGCAAAAGCAGCCGCAGCAAUACACGAGCAACGAACGGCCCUAGAGGCGGACCAGAGUCUUCCAAAGGCUUCUACAUGAAUGAUGACAGCGACGACGACAUGGAUGAGCGGAGACUCAUGCCAGUCUGUUUGCAGAAGAAGGUCGCUCCGAAACCCAGCAGCCGAAAGGCUCUCAAGUUUUUGGGGCUAGCCUAA